AUGACGCCACUGAUUAGGACCGACAACAAUUACCUCAAGUGGGACAUUUUGGAGUGGAAGGGCCUGGCCCCUCGAUAUGAACACUGCACAUUUGUGCCACAGCGCCACCCACAGAGCCUGUGGGUGUUUGGGGGAGCCGAGCAGACUGGCAACCGCAACUGCAUGCAGAAGAUACAAGUAGCAGACGGCAAAGCCCAGUGGGAAAACAUUGCAAUGAAAGGAAACCCCCCCAGUCCAAGAACUUAUCACACCAAUUCCGCCUGCCUGGGUAAUUCGUUAUACGUGUUUUCCGGUGGGGAAGCCGGAGCGUCGCCCGUUUCAGACCAAAAACUCCACGUCUUUGAUAUCGUGUCUUCCACUUGGACUCAGCCCAAAACCCAAGGUGCACAGCCUACAGCCAGACAUGGACACGUUAUCGUAGCGGCUGGCUCCAAGAUCUACAUUCAUGGAGGCAUGGCGAACGGGGACUUUUAUGACGAUAUGUACUCUCUUGAUACAAGGAGCAUGACAUGGGAGCUUCUGCAUCCAGAAGGAGACAUCCCACCGGGUGUAGCAGCCCACUCCGCCAUGGCUCUGGGCAACAAUAUCUACAUCUUUGGUGGGCUGACAGCAGAUGGAGCCAUCAAUGCUAUCACCAGUCCCAGUUCCUACCACAGCAAAAGCACCAGUCCCACCUCCAGGCACAGAAAACACUUCAACAGGAACAGCUCCAGCAAAAGCGUUAGUCCCAGCUCCAACCACAGUUCCAGCCACAGAAAAAGUUCCAACAGGAACAGCUCCAACAAAAGCACCAGUCCCACUUCCAGCCACAGCAAAAGCGCCAGUCCCAGCUUCAGCCACAGAAAAAGCUCCAACAGCAAAAGCAUCAGCCCCAGCUCCAUCCACAGAAAAAGCUCCAACAGGAACAGCUCCAUCCACAGAAACGGUUCCAACAGGAACUGCUCCAGCCACAGCAAAAGCACCAGUCCCAGUUCCUACCACAGCAAAAGCACCAGUCCCACCUCCAGCCACAGAAAAAGCUCCAACCACAUCCACAGGAAAAGCAUCAGUCCCAGCUCCAUCCACAGCUUCAGCCACAGAAAAAGCUCCAACAGGAACAGCUCCAUCCACAGAAAAGGUUCCAACAGGAACAGCUCCAGCAACAGCAAAAGCAUCAGUCCCAGCUUCAACCACAGAAAAAGUUCCAACAGCUCCAGCCACAGCAAACGCACCAGUCCCAGUUCCUACCACAGCAAAAGCAUCAGUCCCACCUCCAGCCACAGAAAAAGCUCCAACAGGAACAGCUCCAACCACAUCCACAGGAAAAGCAUCAGUCCCAGCUCCAUCCACAGCUUCAGCCACAGAAAAGGUUCCAACGGGAACAGCCCCAACUACAGCAAAAGCUCCAGUCCCACCUCCAUCCACAGAAAAAUCUCCAACAGGAACAGCUCCAUCCACAGCAAAAGCUCCAGUCCCAGCUCCAACCACAGCAAAAGCUCCAGUCCCAGCUCCAACCACAGCAAAAGCUCCAGUCCCAGCUCCAACCACAGAAAAAGUUCCAACAGGAACAACUCCAACCACAACCGCCGGAAAAGCUCCAGUCCCAGCUCCAUCCACAGAAAAAGCUCCAACAGGAACAGCUGCAUCCACAGCAAAACCACCAGUCCCAGUUCCUACCACAGCAAAAGCUCCAGUCCCUGCUCCAUCCACAGCAAAAGCUCCAGUCCCUGCUCCAUCCACAGAAAAAGCUCCAACAGGAACAGCUCCAUCCACAGCAAAAGCUCCAGUCCCAGCUCCAACCACAGCAAAAGCUCCAGUCCCAGCUCCAACCACAGAAAAAGUUCCAACAGGAACAACUCCAACCACAACCGCCGGAAAAGCUCCAGUCCCAGCUCCAUCCACAGAAAAAAACCCAACAGGAACAGCUCCAACCACAGCAAAAGCUCCAGUCCCAGCUCCAACCACAGCAAAAGCACCAGCCCCAACACAAACCACAGAAAAUGUUCCAACAGGAACAGCUCAAACCACAGAAAAUGUUCCAACAGGAACAGCUCCAUCCACAGAAAAGGUUCCAACAGGAACAGCUCCAACCACAUCCACAGCAAAAGCACCAGUCCCAGCUCCAACCACAGAAAAGGUUCCAACAGCAACGGCUCCAUCCACAGCAAAAAGCACAGCAGGAACAACUCCAAAAGCUCCAGCUGAGACAUUAAAUUUAGCUUUUGUAUUCGGUGGGAUGGACACACAUGGCAUCAUACACCAUGACUGUGUUGUAACCGUGGUGACUUGAUGACAUUUUGCUAAGAACUAGGGGUGAAAACAAGUAUUUUGUAUCAAACAUUUAUUUCAAUGUCUUUUGAGAAGUACAAGGUUUAAUAAACAACUUUUAAGCCAGUGAA
Molecule: messenger RNA, 2378 nt
Organism: Doryrhamphus excisus (bluestripe pipefish)
Lineage: Eukaryota; Metazoa; Chordata; Actinopteri; Syngnathiformes; Syngnathidae
Source: RefSeq, a predicted model, not a curated record